UUUCUGCGAGGUGGCCUUCGUGCGUGCCUUCUCCGUCGCGCCCUCGCAUAUCCUCCCUUCCUCGGCGCGCCGCUUCCAGCUCCGUCCCCUUUUCCAUCAACGUGUACCGCUGCGGAGCUGCCUAUUCGCCGCCUUGAAGCAUCAAGGUUGGAAGUUGAAUUUUGUCAGGGGAAGUUCUGUGUACUCUGCAAGCCUGUAGCAGCAGCAGCACCCAUUGCAUCUCUCUUCACCAGGACCAACGAAUCUACCUCUGUACUUCACCAUGUAUAACACCCGGUUGAUUACUUGUAGCAGCAAACAGCGCAAUCAUAUCAGACUUGCAUACUCCUUAAAGUGAUCGUGGACAGGCGCACGGCACGCACCGUAUCAAACCUUCAACACCCGUCGUUGUUUCUCUUUUGUUCUUUGCCCCAUGGCCAGCAACUCCAGCCCUGUAGUCCCUAACCAUGUCCAGCUCCUACCUGAGAUGUCGUCCAUAUGCUUUACAGAGAGCUUCACUGCCACCCACAAUUUCAAGCUGGUGAAUUAUCCGAUGCUUGAUGGCAUGGGUGUUGGCAAGUGUGUCAGGUCCUGUGAAUUCAGUGUCGGUGGCUACAAGUGGGCUAUCACGUUCUACCCAGAUGGCAGCGACGAGGUCAACUGUGCUAGUAGCGCCUCAGCAUUUUUGCUAUGUGUCAGCCAGGUGAAGGAGGAUGUGAGAACCAAGUUCAGCUUGAACAUGUUGGGGGUAGAUGGCAAAGUACAGGUAACCAACCUCGGUGUGCUAGAUCAUACUUUUACACCGGCAACAUUUGAUUGGGGCUAUCAAAAAUUCGUUGACAAAUCAAAGCUGAAACCAUCAUUGAACGUGGAAAGUGGAUACUUGAUACGAUGUGUUCUCACCGUGAUGAAAGAACCUCGAACGGAGGUUAAGAGGAACCGUUUCAAUGUACCACAGCCGAAUCUGCAAGAUCACCUCCAGCAGAUGUGGAAGGAUGGGCAAGGAGCGGACCUGACAUUUAGUGUGGGUGGUCAAAUGUUCAAUGCCCACAGAUAUUUGUUGGCUGCUCGGUCUCCUGUUUUCAAGGCACAAUUAUUUGGCCCAAUGAAGGCGAAGGCAACACAGACACAGAGCAUCAAGAUUGACGACAUGGAGCCGUCAAUAUUCGAGGACCUUCUUCAUUUUGUGUACACUGAUUCUUUGCCAGAGGACGAGCACUACAAGGAAGGCAGGAUGGCAAAAUUUCAGCACUUGCUAGUCGCCGCAGAUCGAUAUGGACUAGAGAGAUUAAGGCUGCUUUGUGAAAGCAAGCUAUGGGAGGGCAUAGAUGUGGAGACGGUUGCAACAACAUUGGUUUUAGCAGAGCAACACCAUUGCAAUGAUCUCAAAGAAGCUUGUGUUGAGUUUAUGGCUCCACGGAAUGUGCUACAAGUUGUCAUGGCAACCGAUGGAUUCAAACAUUUGGUAGAAAGCUGUCCUAUGGUCAUGAAGGAGUUAUUGGACAUGGUUUCCCGUAGUGGCUAGUCUUGGUCAGAGGUCAAAUUAUCAUCCGCCCAACUAAUUAUGCAGAGCUAAACUAAUUAUGCAGAUCUAAAUUUCAAUGAUGUUCG
Molecule: messenger RNA, 1590 nt
Organism: Lolium rigidum
Lineage: Eukaryota; Viridiplantae; Streptophyta; Magnoliopsida; Poales; Poaceae
Product: BTB/POZ and MATH domain-containing protein 2-like
Exons: 2
Coding region: 413-1504 (363 amino acids)
Biological process (GO): protein ubiquitination
Molecular function (GO): protein binding
Source: RefSeq, a predicted model, not a curated record